AUGACUGGUUUAUCAGUUACAACUGAAACGCAACAUGAUGAGAGUUUAGACAAUGGUGUCUUGAAAGGUACAUCAUCGGCAGAUUCUAUCACGACAAAUGACACAGUUGGCAAACAAUCUUCUUGCGAAAGCCCAUUAUCAAAUAUGUUACCAAAAAUUGAUCCAAACAUAUCACAAUACACGUUAAGUGAGGUGACAAGGGUAGUUAAAAACGUUAGACAACUAUUAACCGAUGAAGAUGAAAACGACGAUCAUGAUUAUUCAAUACAAGGGUUAACGUGUGUUGAGCCAUCUAGAUCGUCAUUUAAAAGCCAAGAAAAUACACAUGAAACUCGUACAGAAACACUUUCAACUGAGUCCACUUUAGCAAAAUUAACAACAGCAAACGACGUAAUGCCUAAUCAACAUAAAUUUGAUAUAAGUGAAUCCGAACUUAAAUAUUAUUUGAAUGACUGUGAUCAGUUAAACAAAUUAAAACGAUCAAGAAGUGAACCUCUAUCAGCGAUAAAAGCACUGAUACGAACUUCACAUCGGCUACGCAGACAUCAGAUAGAAAAGGACAAAACAUUAAGUAUUGAACAGAAAAUAAACAAAUAUCCAGAAUUAUUGGAUGAAAGAAUGAUAUGA
Molecule: messenger RNA, 627 nt
Organism: Didymodactylos carnosus
Lineage: Eukaryota; Metazoa; Rotifera; Eurotatoria; Philodinida; Philodinidae
Source: the annotation of a GenBank genome assembly